Molecule: messenger RNA, 5028 nt
Organism: Lindgomyces ingoldianus
Lineage: Eukaryota; Fungi; Ascomycota; Dothideomycetes; Pleosporales; Lindgomycetaceae
Exons: 6
Molecular function (GO): ATP-dependent chromatin remodeler activity; ATP binding
Source: RefSeq, a predicted model, not a curated record
CUGGGUGAUUUGUUGAGCGAGAGUGCAAAGCAACGCGAGGACGAAAUUGCAAGACUAAAGGCGGAACGAGACCAAGCUGCCGCAGAUCAACUCCCUGCCGCCGACAAGGGCCUCGCAGCAAUACCGGCAGCUAAGAUGAACCCUUUGCUUGAUCAGCCAACAGAAGACGGUGCCGAGAAAUCAGCCGCAAAGUUGGCGCCGUAUCUUGGGGUAACGCCUAACGAACUAAGAAUUUACAUGAAGGAUAAGAGGCUGGUUAAAGCUUUUCAGCGGCUUGAGCGAGAAUGUUCUCUAAAGUAUCCUAACAGUGGAACUCCAGACUUCAGCACAGUCCUAGACGUUGUCGACAAGAAUCCAGGAACAUUUGACGGGCAAUACUUCCCACGCGCCGAGUUCUCAGCUUUGAAUUUAGCUGAGAUGUACGCCUAUACUCUUGGUUUUGUACACCAGAGGAUGUUCUCCCUGCCAAAUGCACCGUUCAACAACCGCGGAAUUGCACCUUCCCAGUUAGCAGAGCGGGCUUGGAGAUUGCUUGCGCUUGUUCGCCGACAGCAUCGACGUCGAGCGGGAGGGCUAGCUCGUUCCAAGGGCGACAGCAGGACAACUCAUGAGACGAAGCGCGCAAAUCAAGACCGCACCUCUCCCCAACCAUCUAGUAGUAGUGGCGCCAAGCAGCAAAUUGAUCUGGAAACAAGGAGAGCAGUUCACGCUGAAGAAGCUCGCGAGCGUCUAUCAGCAUCAGAUGAUCAAUCAGUUUGGAGCAAUAGCUUAGUUGACGACACGGCAAAAUUAGGUGACAUCACUGUUGAAGAUGACUCUGAAAAUGAGUCAGAGCAUGAGGAUACCAACGCUUCAACUUCACGCGUUGAACGUGAAGCGGAUAGUGGGGACCAGGUGGAUAUCGUCGAAGAAAGCAGUACUCCAAAGACAAAAGAACAGCCUACUGAGAUCACCCACCACGAUGAUGCUUUAGGUGCGGUGCAAUACCGAAAAGUUAGGAGGAAUAAGACAGGUGCUCGACAACUCCGCUCCUAUAUACGCCCACGAGCGACAAGGAAUGAACUGAAUUCUCGCUGGUCAUGGUUCCAAGACGGAGAGGUACACGGGGGAGGGCAUAUCCAGGAUUUGCUCGACUACGAAGAGGUAGAUUGGGAAGAUGGAGGCCAGGCAGGGCCUUCUUUUGACGUUUUACCCAAGUUUCCGCCUGGUAUGGACAUAGCUGCACAGACGCGUCCUGAAAAGCAGCUCGCUCUGGAGAUUGUGCAUGAUUCAAUCAACACACCAAGCAAGGAGGCCGCCGCCGCCGAAGGACCACCAGAGGCAGAAUUAGAUGCGACAAACCCCAGCGAACUGCAAGACACCAGCGAUCCGCAAGACACCAGCGAUCCGCAAGACACCAGCGACCCCCAAGACACCAGCGACCCCCAAGACACCAGCGAUGCCCAAGACACCACCAAAGCUGGAGCAGCGUCCGCGAAUGGACUGACAACCCAAGCCAGCGCCAUAAUGCCUACCCAAGAACCCAAACUGGACGCAGAUGGCCAGGCAUACGCCAAGCGGUUAUUAAAGAACCAAUUAGUUCGAGCCCAGCGGUUUGAAAGCCUGUAUACUUUGGCAGGUUUCAAAAAAGACGAGAUAUCCAAGAAAUUUGAGGACAUGUAUCCAGAAGGUGCUGCGGCUAUGGCACACAAAAUACUAGCCGAGAACCAUUUUGAUGCCGCUCAAACAGUUUUGCCAGAGAAUGCUGAUCCAAAUACCUUGCCUACUGAAAAGAUUGUCAACAUACCAGCAACGAAUUCAAAAUUUAGGCAGCACGAGCGUUCAACAACCAAGCUAAUGUCCAACCAUGCAUUCCAACCACGCGACUAUCGGCGUGCGCUCACAGGCGUCAUGGCGCUCAAACGGUCUAAUCCCCGCAUGCCAGGUCAAUCGAGUGACUGCCGCAUGCCAGCAUGGUGGCAAACAACUGGCACUGACUGGUGUGAUGAUAAACGCACACUAUGGACUAAGAAUCCGGAGGAACAUCCUAAAGGUGUCAUGAUUUGCGACCAAGUAGGUAUUGGUAAAACAGACACAGCCAUUGAUGCGUUUUGGGAAAGAGACAUCAAUCGUCGAAAAAUUGAACUACAAAAACUUCACAACGCAGCUGAUUGGGAAGCCCUAAGCAACUAUCCUGCGCCUAAACCCACAUUCUGGAUUACGCAGCCACAUCUUCAACAACAAGCUGCACGCGACAUUGUCCGAUUUUCAAGGAAAUUCAGGGUCUACAUAUACGGAGGUAAUGUGAAAAAUCAAGGGGACUACAUUCCAGGUGUUGAGUACAUCAACGAGACACUCACGUCUUCGCAUCCAAUAUUCGACAGUUUGAACGAAACCAACUCUCAGGUGAUGGUUAUUACUUCCUAUUCACUUUUAGCCGUCAGAAAUGGCCCAAUGGCAGUGAAGAAUUGGUUACUAAAGUCCUACACCGCUGAAGAGCGAGAACGCUUCAAGAUUGAUCCUAAUAACGACUGUUUCAAGCUUUACGAGGAGUGGGACGGAAACAUUCAGGGAUUAUGCCGCACAGUCAUUUUGGACGAAGUACAAUACACGAAGACGUUUGAUUCCCAUUCUUCCCACGCCAUUCGCUGGCUCAGUGCCGAAUGGACGAUACUGGUAACAGCGACGCCUAUCCCAUGGAGGUUUACUGAUUUCGGCGGGCUUCUUUCCUUCAUCCAAAAUAAGGCCAUUAAUGCACAGGCCUUGCGACUAUUGACAGAUCCCGAUUGUCUUGACCCAUUCGAACUGGACAGCAACGGGAAGCUUGUGAAUCCAUUGCUGAGUAAAUACCGGUUCACAUAUUCAAUGUACCAGCAUUUCGUUACCGAUGCGCUGGGACCAGAUGAACAAGGCGCUAGAAUCGGGCAGAUAUGGGCGAGAGUUAUGCUUCGCCGAGACUACGCUUCCAACUGUGUCAUUGAUCCUGAAAACAACACACAUACGAUUGGUUCUUCUAUGCCUCCUUGUCGAAUGCUGCGCCUACAUUUAACGAACGACAGGGUAUCUCAUAUGCUCUAUCAAAUACUUUCCAAACGCUUCACCAAAGGCGUAUUGAAGUUUGGCAAAAACGACGAGGACGUGCGCCUUAGCAGCCGCAACAUACGCAUACUCAAUCUAAUGAGCAUAAAUCCGAUGUUCGCAUUUGCCGAAUCCAUCCACAGCGUGAAUAUCCCGGAUCCCAAGGCGUCGGAUGCAAACGCUCCGCGAAUCCGGAAUCCAGUAUUGAGAGAAUAUGACGAGCUGUUUGAUAGGGGUGAAUACAAGGCUUGGAUGCACAGGCUCAUGUCCGAGAUUAAGGAGAAGGCGGAUGUGAACAAUCUGCCACAGUUACUACCCGAGGUCCUGCCUCUUGAUCAUGAGGAUGUGGUUGUCACAAUGCUGCGCGACUUUUGCCAGUACUCGGUCCGACUGCGUGCGUUGCUCGCCUCCAUCGCAGAUCACGUAGUUGUCCGGCAUGAAAAAAUGUUGGUAUUCUCUCAAAAUCCAUUCGAACAACAGCUGCUCUCGGUAAUUCUGAACCUGCUUGGCAUUAGGGCGGAUGCACAUUUGGCUGCUUCGCCUCCCAUGAAAAAGUCGAGUGUGAUAUCGCGCUUUAAUACGCCCCUCACACGGCUCAGUUGCCUCGAUCCCAACAGGGGUGGACUGGAACCAAAGGACCUCGAAGUGCUGUGUAUGGGCUACGCAAUGAAUGCGGGGUUAAACCUGCACGAGCAAUGCCACAUUAUGCAUGCAUUUUCACCAGCUCAAUCCCACUCCAUACGGACUCAAGCAUGUGGUCGAGUAGCGAGAUUUGGGCAGCCGCACGCAUGCGAGAUCGUCGAGUAUUUCGUCAAGGAUACGUACAACGUGAAGCAAGUAACGACAGCGAAUUCGAAUGCAUUGGCGGGGUUUUAUGCACUUGUCAGCGGAUACAACGAGGAAGGAGAGGAGCUUGCAGGAAUUGACACAGACGAAGUAGUCAUCAAGCUUGGUGCACUUGAUUCGUUCGUGGAGUGGAAUGGCGAAAACUACGACUUGAACGCUGACGAUGUGCCCGAAGGUGCCCGGAAGUAUGGCACUAAGCUUACCAGGAAGCAGGCGCUGCUAGUUCUUUUCAACUCCCAAUAUGGCGAGGACAUUGCACUUGAGAUGGAUUCAACGACUGGCCAGCAUACGUUUGCGGAGACCAAGCCAGUAUUGUCAAAUGCCGAUGACAUUCCCAUCAAGUUAGGAUCGUCGAACCCUGUAACGCCCACUAGCGCUAGUAGUGCUGGCCGCAACACCGCGAUGGGGAUUUUAGGCGUACCUAGCAUUGGCAAAAAGCUAAGUUUCCUGCGGUCAGACAUUGAUGAAACUCAGCUUGAGGCCCUUAUUGCUGGUGAGGACAAUGAAGCAGGCAACACAUCUGAUCCAGCAUCUCCAACGCCUAACCGGAAUCCUGGUGGCGGUAAGACACGACGUUCCGCGAAUACAGCCCGCACACCAAAGCAUGCCGGGCCUUCGGUUCACAGUGAUACAUUGGGCGAUGCGGGCGACGGAAAGAGAAAGAGGGCAUCGACGAAGGGUGCUACUGACCUGACAAGCUUGGAGAGUCUUAGCAAGAGGCCGCGGCGCGGCAAAACUAGCAGCGGUGAACAGGGCGACAAGAAUGUUAGUAGCCAAGGCCGUACAAAGGGCAAGGGUAAGUCCCGCCUAAGCUCUGCCCUCAAAAAUACAAAAAUUGAAGGGAAACCCAUUCCUGUAGCACUCAGUAUAGGCUUCCUAGGCGUGUGGCAGUUCCAUCGAAUUCAGCGGAGAGAGCAGCAUACGCAGAACUGUGGCGGGGAGGAUGGACAAAUUAGUCGUCCCAAGAAGAGGGAGAGGAUACGGCCAGCGUUUCCAACAGGAAGUAGUACAAUUGAUACUUUUGCUCCACCUACAAUCACGGCUAGGGGAGGGUGUUUGUGCCACUAUUUACUGGCUCCAGGUUGGUCGGCGCGACUAUCCUGUACUCUUCAAGAUGGCACUUGA